Molecule: messenger RNA, 735 nt
Organism: Triticum dicoccoides
Lineage: Eukaryota; Viridiplantae; Streptophyta; Magnoliopsida; Poales; Poaceae
Product: protein transport protein yos1-like
Exons: 2
Coding region: 173-409 (78 amino acids)
Biological process (GO): endoplasmic reticulum to Golgi vesicle-mediated transport
Cellular component (GO): Golgi membrane; endoplasmic reticulum membrane; COPII-coated ER to Golgi transport vesicle
Source: RefSeq, a predicted model, not a curated record
UGAGAAAACGCCUGCACCCACGUGAGCAAGAGGACUAGGGUUUCUCUCCCUGUCGAUUCACACCCGCAUUCGCGUCGCUCUCCUCACUCCUCUCCUCUCUCCUGCGGACGGAUCUCGUCGCCCCGUCGCCUCGCAAGCACGUCGCCGGCGCGCAUCCUCACCGCGCAGAGAGAUGGGCUUGUGGAUGCUGCUGGAGGGUUUUUUGCUUCUUGCAAAUUCUUUGGCGAUCCUGAAUGAAGACCGCUUUCUUGGCCCCAGGGGAUGGAGCAUGUCUGAAGUUUCAGGAAACGGGCAAACAAAGUCGUUGAAGGGGCAGAUUGUGGGGCUCAUCUACGCCACUCAGUUUUUGCGGAUGCCCUUGAUAGCGCUUAAUGUUCUUAUCAUUGUUGUGAAAAUGGUGUCAGGCUGAGGCUCUUUGUCGCGUCUCAGCUGUUGGGUUGAACUGAUUUCAGUUCCAGCAUUAUGUGAAAGCUAAUCGUGUUCAAAAGUUGCUGCAAGGAUGUUCACGCUGACUUGAAUGUUGCCUGUUGGCUUUGUUGCUGUAAAUCCCUCUUUGCUCUGAGGGUAAUCUUUCCUCCUGUAUGACUUCUGAAUCGUGCAUGCAUCUGUUGCUAUUGGUGUGGGGGUAUGCACUUGCGCUACAUUAAUCACCAUGUAAAUGUUCACUCUAAUUUAAACCUGGGUACUGCUUAUGGUUAAUGACAUUAUCUGGUGGCAGAACCAACGUUUUGUGCA